Messenger RNA from Mycena indigotica, 1443 nucleotides. RefSeq names its product F-box domain-containing protein. The coding region runs from base 1 to 1443 and encodes 480 amino acids. The transcript has a single exon. The record is from RefSeq and is a predicted model, not a curated record. Lineage: Eukaryota; Fungi; Basidiomycota; Agaricomycetes; Agaricales; Mycenaceae. Gene Ontology annotation, molecular function: protein binding.
AUGCCGCCAGCCGUCGCACUACGCGCUCAAAUCGCCGAUAUUGAUGCUCAAAUACGCGAUCAUGAGACGUCUAUCUCUUCCCUCCUCUCCAAACGGGAACAGCUCGACAGCGAGCUGAAAGCCAUUGUCUACCCAAUCCACACCCUUCCUAUCGAACUUCUGGUCAAGAUAUUCCAACAUGCCUGUGCGGACCAAAACAUCCCUCACUUUAGACUCACGGUUGCGGCAGUCUGCCGCGUCUGGCUGGACACAGCGCUGACAACGAGCAGUCUUUGGCAGCGCUUGGUAUUCAGGUGCAAGUCCGCCUCUCCAGAAGUGCAGGAGAUCUUGCGGACCUGGCUAUCUCGCUCCAAAAUACUCCCUCUCGAUAUCAUAAUCACCCUGCCUCUCGCUGUGGAGGACGCCAACAUCGUCAUGCUGCUGUUAGCGGAGUUUAGCUCGCGUUGGCGCUUCGCAGGGUUCCACAAAGAACGCCGAUUGGGUGGCCCGCGUGGGCCGUCUAUUCAAGUCACUUCGGAGGCGUUUCCGGCCUCACUUCCCCUUCUCGAAACUCUUGAAUUCUACGCUCAGUUCGAGUUGGCAAGGAACAGCCGAGAAGCGUCUUCAAGCUGGCCUGCCCUGAGAAAGCUCGUGCUAUGGGGAUGCACCCCCCCUGUCGUUGUGUCGUUUGAAAACCUCACACGUCUCGAGAUUGGCAACUUAUCUGUCCAAAAGGCCCUCAUCAUGCUGCAGCAGUGUCCGUUGCUAGAGAAUUUGAAUCUCGAUUCAUACCAUCACGACGACGACUCCGAGACGGGGGUUGUGCCCCAGAUUCCUCUAGCUCUUACCCACCUGCACACCCUGGAGCUUCACAUUGGUGAAGCCCAUGUCCUGCCCGCCCUCGUCCUUCCUGCGCUCAAGUCCGUGAUUUUGGACGUCCAACCACCGGAAAUGGGGAUUCCAGUUCUUCGCUCCCUCUUCGAACGGUCAAGAUGUCAAGUUGAAACUGUGCGCAUUGUGUCAUACACCUUUGCCCCAUCAUAUGAAUUCCUGGCGUCGCAACUUUUCCCAGCUAUGCACUCUUUGGUCAUCAGUUGCUUUUCAGGCAUUACAUCCGAGGACCUUUUAUUGCUUAGCGGACUCGGCACACGGGGCUCCCUAGCGUGCAUGAAUUCCUUGACGAUCACGUUGCUGCCCUCGGAUGUUGACUCCUCUUCGCUCUUCAUGUUUGCGAAGAGCCACGCGCAACAGCUUCAUGACCGGAGCCAUUCAACCGGCACCUUGACAAAUGACCAGGGAAACCAAGGGCCAUUCAAGCUUGAAAUCCGCACAAUAAAACGAACGCUAAUGAUACCUAUCAAAACAGCGGUUGAACUACUUCGCUCGGCCGAAUGGAAUGAUAUAAUUGACGUGCGGUUUGAGGAGGGGACGUUGCUGGACUCCGACAACUUCGAGUUCUUGUGA